AUGAUUGAAUGGAGUAGCAUAGCUAACUAUCAAGUGACCCACCACCAAAAGGUUGAACAUUUUCUCAUCUAAAAAAAAUCUAAAGUAGAACUGAACUACUUGUAGUAACAAACAGCAACAAGCAGUCCCCACCUACCUUCUAUAAUUAAAUAAAUACUCCCUAUCUCUCUUUUACAGAUCUUUAACUCUUCUUCUCCCUGUUCUUCUUCAUUAUCAUUCCCCAUACCCCACAAAAUCAAUGGAAACAAAAAACAUGAGAAGUGGUGGUGGUGGGCCUUGUGGUGCAUGCAAGUUUCUCAGAAGGAAGUGUGUGAAGGGUUGUAUAUUUGCACCUUAUUUUGACUCCGAACAAGGCAUGGCUCAUUUUGCUGCUGUCCAUAAGGUGUUUGGAGCUAGCAAUGCCUCCAAGUUAUUGCUCACCAUUCCACCCAACAAACGUCUAGAAACUGUUGUUACUCUUUGUUAUGAGGCUCUUGCUAGAGUUAGAGACCCUGUCUAUGGCUGUGUUGGUCACAUCUUUACCCUUCAGCAACAGGCUGUGACAUUGCAAGCAGAGUUAGCUUACGUUCAAGCCCGUAUUUCCACCCUGCAGCAACACCACCUCCCUAUGCCACCAACACAAACACCAUCACAGGCAGAAGCAUCAUCAGUGUGCAUCGAUCCUUCGAUUGAUAUAACAGACUUAUGUAACGUGUUGGAUCAACAACUAGACGACUCUAUGUGACCCAGAUCCACACAGUUAACUAACUGUAACACUUCGUCUCUAGACAUGAUGACUUAUCUAGCUAGAUCAUCAAUCAGUUAGCUAGGUUCAGGGAAGAAAAUUAUCAUGUAGUACUACUCUCUUUUUGUUUAUAUGUUAAAAACUUCCUCCCCCCCCUCUUUC
Molecule: messenger RNA, 886 nt
Organism: Capsicum annuum
Lineage: Eukaryota; Viridiplantae; Streptophyta; Magnoliopsida; Solanales; Solanaceae
Product: LOB domain-containing protein 19
Exons: 2
Coding region: 239-724 (161 amino acids)
Biological process (GO): hormone-mediated signaling pathway; positive regulation of DNA-templated transcription
Cellular component (GO): nucleus
Source: RefSeq, a predicted model, not a curated record